AUGCUUUACCUUGCAUUAUGUGUGAAUCAAUCUCACCAGCGGAUUCUUUCUCAAAAGCAUGAUGCUAAAAAAAUUGAUGAACAAUUUCUUCAUCAAAAGCAGAAUGUUAUCGUCUCAAAAGAUUAUGAAUUAAUUAAUCUUGUUAAAGUUACAGGUCCUGAAAGUAUCGCGUUUGACUGUAAAGGCGAAGGGCCAUACGUUGGAGUAUCUGAUGGUCGGAUACUUAAAUGGCAUGGACCAAAACUUGGCUGGAAAGAGUUUGCUAUUCCUUCAUCAAUUAGGAGAAGAGAGUUGUGCGAUGGGUCUACAAAUCCUAAUCUUGAACCAAUAUGUGGAAGGCCACUGGGCUUAAAAUUUAACCCAGUAACUUGUGAUCUCUAUAUCGGUGAUGCUUAUUUUGGUCUUCUCAUGAUUGGACCUAAUGGUGGCAUAGCACAAACUCUUGUUAGCUCAGUUAAAAGAAUCCCGUUUAAGUUUAUAAAUGGGUUAGAUAUUGAUAGUAGUACAGGAGUUAUUUAUUUUACAGAUAGUAGUACUACUUUUCAGAGAAGGUAUGCGGAUUUUUUGUCCAAAUCAACUGAUAAUAGCGGAAGGUUAUUAAAAUAUGAUCUACAUACAAAAAAUACAUCUGUUAUCUAUACAGGUUUGAUGUUUCCAAAUGGAGUAGCUUUGAACAAAAAUCAUUCUUUUCUUUUGGUGGCGGAAACAACACGAAGAAGAAUAUUGAAGUUCUAUCUUGGAGCAAAUAAUUUAGAGCCCGAAGUGUUUGCUAAGUUACCUAGAGUUCCUGAUAAUAUUAAGAUGAAUGAUAAAGGAGAGUUCUGGGUAGCUUUAAACGCAGGAAGGCUUGGAAAGAUCGAUGAUGAUGUUCCGGAUCCCAUAGGAAUUAAAUACGAUCAAGAAGGAAGAAUUUUAAAACAACUGGACGGAAAUAAUGAAGAUGUAUUUAGUUCUAUUAGAGGUUAACCGAACUUUAUAUAUUGGUUCAGUUACAAAACCUUAUGUUACUAUUUUAAAUUUUUAAGUUCUCGUUUUAUUAGUGAUAUUAGUGAGGUUAAUUGAAUAUUGAU
Molecule: messenger RNA, 1070 nt
Organism: Gossypium raimondii (Peruvian cotton)
Lineage: Eukaryota; Viridiplantae; Streptophyta; Magnoliopsida; Malvales; Malvaceae
Product: protein STRICTOSIDINE SYNTHASE-LIKE 10
Exons: 3
Coding region: 1-966 (321 amino acids)
Biological process (GO): biosynthetic process
Molecular function (GO): strictosidine synthase activity
Source: RefSeq, a predicted model, not a curated record